GUGCCUUGCAAGCACCACCGACUCAUCGCCCGCUGCGACCACGAGGGAAGGACGGGACUGCCGUCGACCAGUUUCCAGACGUCAACGCGCCGCAUCUCCCCCAACGAACCCAGGCGACCAGUGCCAUUACUUUGAGGCUCCAAGCAUGUUCUUGGCGACUUCGUCGCGGAGCCUGGCAGGCCGCCUGACGGCAGCAACCUCGCCGCUUCAUCCGGCUCGGCGGCAGUUGCUUGCCAGACUGUCAAGGCGCCCUCUCUCUUCUGCAGUUCAGGUGCCCAAGGGCAAGGAGCCGACUGAGCUUGACCAAAUUACCACUCUCCCCAAUGGUGUACGAGUUGCCUCCGAAGCACUGCCUGGAUCCUUCUCGGGUGUAGGCGUCUAUAUUGAAGCUGGAUCACGCUUCGAAAAUGCGCCGCUGAGUGGUGUCAGCCACAUUGUGGACCGGCUGGCCUUCAAGUCGACCACCAACAAGGACGCCGAGUCCAUCACAGAGGUCGUCGAAUCGCUCGGCGGCAACAUCCAAUGUGUCUCGUCACGCGAAUCCAUGAUGUACCAGGCAGCCACCUUCAACUCGGCUGUUCCCACAGCCACAGAGGUCCUCGCCGACACGAUACGGAACCCCCGCAUCACUGACGACGAAGUCGCCCAGGAGCUAGCCACGGCCGAGUACGAAAUUACCGAGAUCUGGAAGAAGCCUGAGCUCAUUCUUCCCGAGCUCGUUCAUCUUGCCGCCUUUAAAGACAAUACUCUUGGCAACCCCCUGCUCUGUCCGAUGGAGCGAAUACCAGAGAUCAACGCCUCGGUGGUCCGCGCAUACCGGGAAGCUUUUUACCGUCCCGAGAGGACCGUUGUCGCCUUCGCUGGCGUCCCUCAUGACGAGGCUGUCAGCCUGGCGACACAGUUUUUUGGUGAUAUGGGAGCUUCCACCGGAAGUCUAUCGCGGACAGAGUCAGAAUCUUCCCUCGGCUCUCUGUCCCCAGAUUCUAGCACGGACUCUAGUCCGUCAGUGAACUCCUCGCCCGCAUCCUCGCAAUCAUCGUCUGGCAUUUUCUCAAAAUUGCCUUUGUUCAAGAAUCUCGCCUCCUCUGCGCCAAAACCAACGACUCUACCGACUGCCGAGGAGAUCAACCAGCCGUCCCGCUACACGGGAGGCUUUGUUGCUUUACCCAUGCAGCCACCUUCGUUGAAUCCCAACAUGCCAACCUUCACACAUAUUCACCUUGCAUUCGAAGGCUUGCCUAUCUCAUCUGAUGACAUAUACGCUCUCGCCACGCUAAAUACUCUUCUUGGAGGCGGUGGCUCCUUCUCUGCUGGUGGGCCCGGAAAAGGCAUGUAUUCUCGCCUCUAUACAAAUGUCCUUAACCAGCACGCGUGGGUCGAAUCCUGCAUUGCCUUCAACCACUCAUACACAGACUCUGGGCUAUUUGGCAUAUCAGCCAUGUGUAUCCCGGGCCGCACCCAGAACAUGCUCGAUGUUAUCUGCCAAGAAUUGCGCAGCUUGACCUUGGACACGGGGUUCGCGGCCCUCGGGCAGGCGGAAGUCAACCGGGCUAAAAACCAACUCAGGUCGAGUCUGCUCAUGAAUCUGGAGAGCCGGAUGGUUGAGCUGGAGGACUUGGGGCGACAAGUGCAGGUCCAUGGACGUAAAAUUCCAGUCCUGGAGAUGUGCCGCCGCAUCGAGGCCUUGACAGUCAGCGAUCUACGGAGAGUGGCAUCGCAAGUGGUUCGUGGUGAGCUCAAGAACCCUGGCGCGGGUAGUGGUGCGCCAACGAUUGUGCUUCAGGAGGCACAGGCUCACAACGUCACAUCCAAACAAAUGACAUGGGAGGAAAUCCAGGACAGAGUGUACAGGUGGGGUCUUGGCCGCCGUUGAGGGUUCCCGGAAGCACUAGAUGCUCUAGUUGACAUUGGCCACCAGAGCCUCCCUUGUGGAUUGCGCGCGACCAAUGCAGCCGUGCCCCCUCUCCUUGUAUUUUUAAGAAACCUGUAACGAGAAGUUCAACUGUAUAUUGCAACACUAAACAAUAAGGAUUAGGUAUAGACUCAGCGGCUGUAGGGUUUUGUAUAGAAUGCAUCAUCUGCGCCAGCAUUACCGAAGACAUAUGCAUGUCGGCAGUGUGCUCCAAUGUCAACGAUUGGCUUCGGAAUUGUGACGCUGGGUUGGACGUGCGCGCUGAUAGAUAGUCUCCGAGAUCAAAAGCCCGAACGAUAUCAAGAGAACAGCAUCAAGUCG
Molecule: messenger RNA, 2233 nt
Organism: Microdochium trichocladiopsis
Lineage: Eukaryota; Fungi; Ascomycota; Sordariomycetes; Xylariales; Microdochiaceae
Product: mitochondrial-processing peptidase subunit alpha
Exons: 2
Coding region: 146-1873 (575 amino acids)
Cellular component (GO): mitochondrion
Molecular function (GO): metal ion binding; metalloendopeptidase activity
Source: RefSeq, a predicted model, not a curated record